AGCCCAGCAUCCCAGAUGGUUGGUACCCUGAAAACUGCUUCACUUCACAUCCUCUUUGCUUCUUCAUUGAACUGGGUUCGCAUAAACUUGCACAAAAGAUGUCUAGCCUCAUGCAAUGUAUUACCCAUGUCAUUGACAUUUUCUACCAAUAUGCCAAAGAGGAAGGGGAGUGUGACAAACUAAGCAAAAAGGAACUGAAGAAACUUUUAGAAGAAGAGUUUUACCCAGUUAUAAAGAAACCAAAGAAUUCUCAAGUUGUGGAAGCUAUCAUGCAUAUCCUGGACCAAGACCGUGACAAUCAAGUGGACUUUGCUGAGUUUCUUCUAAUGUUAGUCAAUCUGGCUCUGUCUUUCAAUAAGACUAUCAGCAAAAAGUAUUGUGAAGCAUCAGGGUCAAAGCACAAAUUCCAAGAUCACCAUAACCAAGAAGAGCAGAGUGAGACAGAGGAAGAAAAAGAUGGUUCUGGUUCUGAUCAAUCAAAUGCAGAAGCAGAAGAACUUCAAUACAGUUCUAGGCAUUCACAGGAGAAAAAAAAGCAUAGGCACCACUCUCGGUCCAGUUCUCCUUGGAAGAAAAGGAGAAGUAGCUCACCAAACUCAGAACACAGAGAAGACUCUAGGAAAAGACACCAUAACUCAAGGAAGAGUGAGAAAGAGAGAAAUGGGCUCAGCUCAAGAAAGCAGGGGGGAAAGAGACACAAGUCAAGUACAGGCACUGAUCAUCAUAGAUCCAAUGCAGAUGGUCAGUCAUCUAGACAGGAGAGAAAGGGGUCUAGUUCAGAUGGUCAUUGUGGGGAGAGUGAGAAUCAACAAACAGGCUCAACACACAGGAAUUCAAAAAGCAGUAAAUCAAAAAAGUCAAAGAAACAAGAUAAGGGAACAAUUGGUCACCACACAUCAGGGAGUGAAUCUGAAAGGCAAGAAGACGUUUCCAGACGGUCAACAAGAAGCAGGCAACAAAGGCAAGGACAAAGUCAUGGACAGUCAAGAUCCAGCAAGGAUGGGAAGUUGGGUGACAGCCAUAGCCAUUCAAGUAACAGUGAAGAACAAUCAAGAGACAGCCCUAGACACUCAUCAUCUAGUCACAAUCAAUCCUCAUCCACUUAUGGAAGACAUGGAUCAACUGCAAGAAGAAGAGAAGCAAGUGAUAGUCAGGCAAGUGACAGUGAAGGACAAUCAAGAGACCACUCUAGAGACUCAAUUUCUGGUCAUAGAUGGUCUUCUUCUACACACUCAGGGUCCCAUUCUAGCCCCAAAAGGGUUUCCAGUUGUGAUCAAUUCAGUGAUAGUGAAGGUCAAUCAGGAGAUAGCUCUAGACAGUCCAGAUCUGGUCAUCAAUGGUUUUCAUCCUCUCAGGGCUCUAGUACAAGAGGAAGAAAGGGAUCCACUUCCAGUCAGACAAGUGAUAGUGAAGGACAAACAAGAGACCAUUCCAGAGAUUCAGUCUCUCAUCACGGACAGGCUGCAUCCACGGAUUCAGAGUCUAGGUCAAGCCAAAGACAGGGAUCCAGUCAUGGUUCAUCCAGUCAUAGGAAAAGGCAAUCAGGAGACAGCUCUAGACAGUCAGGAUCUGAUCAUCAAUAUACUUCAUCACAGGAAGGACAGUCUAGUUCAAGGACAAGAGGAAGCCAAAGAUCCAUGCAUGGACAGGUAGGAGAUACAACUGAGCACUCAGGAUCUGGUCACAGAGAGCCUAGUGACACCAGGACAUUGGUAAGACAGGGAUCCAGUCAUGGUUCAUCCAGCCAUAAUAAAAGGCAAUCAAGAGAAAGCUCUAGAGAGUCAGGAUCUGGUCAUCAACAGUCCUCAUCCAGUCAGGGACAUCAUGGCUCUAGGACAAGAGGAAGACAGGGAUCUAUUUCUAGCCAGGUGAGUGACAAUGAAGAACAAACAAGAGACCACUCCAGAGACUCAGUCUCUGGUCAUGGACAGUCUUCAUCUAAAUACUCAGAAUCCCAUUUAGCUAGAAGACAGGGAUCCAGUCAUGGUUCAUCCAAUCAUAAUGAAGGGCAAUCAGGAGACAGAUAUAGACAUUCAGGACUUGGUCAUCAACAGUCCUCAUCCAGUCAGGGACAACCUGAGUCAAGGACGACAGGAAGACAUCAAUCCAGUGACAGCCAUAGAGUCUCUGGUGCCUCUCAGGAGCAUUCACUAAGUAAUGGACAACUGAGAUAUGGCUCAAGUUACAGUUGGAAACAUGGUAGCUAUGGGAAUACAGACUAUGACUAUGGACAGACUGGUUAUGGUCACUCUGGAGACAGUAGGACCAAUAGUAGGAAUUCUAGUCCUCAGCGGCCAGACCAAAUGACACUCAUUAGGCAUGGGCAUUCAUGGUUCAGACAUGAUUAUCCUGAUUUCAGCAUGAGUACAGGAAGUCAUGGGCAUUCUGGGGCAAGCCAUGAACAGUCAGGUGAUAAUAUACAUCAUGUUGGACCCAGCACCAUUAGAAAGCAGAGAUCAAACUCUGGCCAUUUCAGUGACAAGGAAGGACAAUCAAGUAGCCAACAAUCAGUAUCCUCUCCUAAACAGUCUGGGUCUGGUCGUAGACAAUCAAUACCCAACCACAGAAAAUCAGGGUCCAGAACAAGUAGAACAAGAAGGGGAUCUGAUCCUGGACAGUCAAGAGAUAGCCAGGCCAGAAGUCCAGGGAGACAAGAAUCAAGUCAUCAUCAGUCAGGAGAUGGUUCUACUGUGGGUAGAGGAAAGCCAGAAUCCAGUCAGGGACACUCAGAGACAAGCCACAGGCAGUCAGGUGACACUCGGGAUCACUCUGGGUCCCAAACAUCUAGAAGACAUGGAUCUAGCCAUGACCAAUCAAGAGAUAGCUCUAGACAGUCAGGAUCUAGUCAUGGACAGAUAGGUCAUGAGCAGUACAGUAACAGAUUUGGUCACUCAGAAUCUGGCUAUGAUAAGGCAGAGUACAGGACACACAAAACACACAGAUCUGGUUCUAAUCAAUCUGGUGAUAGUUCUGGUCAGACAGCAAUAAGAAAGCAUGGGCAUAGAAAUCCAUCGGGUACUAGAGUCACAGAGGGUACUAGCAAGAACAGAUCAGAGUACAACUCCAGUGUAACAGGGGAAAGUGGGAGACACAGACAAGAUGUUGUUGGUCUUGGAGAUCAAGAGGUAAUUAAUUUAAAGGAAAGAACUUACUCAGGCCUCUGCUACCCCUGUAACAGUACUCCCCUCUAUGCUUAUGUCCAAGAGCAAAGGAAUUAUUACUACCACUAAAAUACAAGUAGAAGACCAAGUAACUGAAAUAUCAAGUGAAGAAAAAAAAAAAGAUUUAACUAAGUUACUAUUUGUGAUAUUUCUAGGAAUAGGGUUUUUUGUUCUUUAAACAGAGAAUCCUACUCCAUCUUUUCUAUUUGCUGUUGGGUUUUGGUUUUUAAUUGAAACUUCUACUUAUCAGUGGUGAGUGUUUUUGUUCCUUGGUUAUAAAUUGGUGAACAGAAGAAAUUAAUAAAAUGAGGAGCUAACUAUGGGACAGGAUUUAUUUGGAACAAUAUUAGAAAUCAAUUUGGGACCCUGGGGAAUGUAUAAUUGAUUUUUUCUGAAUCUGAGAACUCAAUUUUUGUAGCUUCUUUGUGUAUUUUAAUUAGCAUCUGAAAGCUGAUCACUCUUCUUCAAGGAGUUAAGUGUGAAUAUAUUACUAUGGACCUGGAAGCCAAAGUUACUGUAGGCAGGGCUGCAGAUCAGCAUUUUAUUUGCUCAUCAUGGUCACCAAACACUUAUAACAUCUUUGAUACUCAAACUGAAAAUCUUCAUGAGAAAUUGGUGCUAUGCCAAUCUCUCUAGCCAAUGCACAAGGAAGUUAUCUUUGAAGAAUGAAGACUAACCUAUUUUUAUCCAACAGAAAUAUCAGCACUAACUUGACCUUAAAAUAAAGACACUCCCUCAGAAAUUAUUCUAGGUUGGAAAACAAUGGAAAGAGUACGACCUAAGGCUGAUCUGCAUUACACUUGCCUUUCCAAUCAGAAGAAUAUCAACAAAAAGGAGAAAAAAGAGAAGAUGUACAUUAGUACUGUAGGGCCCUUAUUAAUGGAUUGAUUCAUUGUAAUAACCUUGAGAUUAUUAAUAUUCCCUCAAAUCAGUAGAUUUCAUUAAAAUAUUGAUUGAUUGUCAUAA
Vombatus ursinus (common wombat) is the source of this 4127-nucleotide messenger RNA. RefSeq names its product filaggrin-like. The coding region runs from base 99 to 3230 and encodes 1043 amino acids. Lineage: Eukaryota; Metazoa; Chordata; Mammalia; Diprotodontia; Vombatidae. Gene Ontology annotation, biological process: establishment of skin barrier. Gene Ontology annotation, cellular component: keratohyalin granule; cornified envelope. Gene Ontology annotation, molecular function: calcium ion binding. The record is from RefSeq and is a predicted model, not a curated record. The transcript is spliced from 3 exons.